GGCUUGACACUUAUUUAAAUUAUAAUUGCUUUUCAAUAAAAAAAAAUUGCAGGUAACCAUAAAUAUCGAAUUAAUAGAUCAUGCGAGACUCGAGACGCUUGCCGCGUUGGUGGUCCGGCGGCGUCUGCUCGGCGAUCGCAGUGACCACCACCCACCCGCUGGACCUGAUCAAGGUGCAGCUGCAGACGCAGCUGGUGAAGGAAAAGAAGUCUGUGGGCGAGAUCAUCAAAAACAUCUACAGUCAGAAUGGCCUGCUGGGCUUUUACAAUGGCAUAUCGGCCUCCUGGUUCCGCCAGCUCACCUACACCACCACUCGUUUUGCCCUGUACGAAUCUGGCAAGGCUUAUGUCGACGCCGAAAGCUUGAGUGGCAAGAUGGGCCUUGCCGCCUUGGCCGGAGUUAUCGGCGGCAUUGUGGGCGUUCCUGGGGACGUGGUCACUGUGCGACUGCAGAACGACAGCAAGUUGCCGCCCGAGAGCAGGCGUAACUACAAGCACGUCUUUGAUGGCCUCUUCCGCAUUUACAAAGAGGAGGGCGUUUCCAGUCUGUUCCGCGGCGCAGUGCCAGCCGUUUCGAGGUCCGUCCUGCUGACCAUCGGGACAAAUGCCGCCUACGACCAGGUGAAGCAGAUGCUGAAGACCGCGACAGGAGCGGCCGAUGGCGUCCCUCUGCACUUUGGCACCUCCACGAUAGCCGGUUGCAUCGCCACGGUGAUGACGCAGCCACUGGAUGUGCUCAAGACCACCUUUAUGAACGCCAAGCCGGGGGAGUUCUCCGGGAUCGGGGCGGCCUUCAUCAGCAUCGCCAGGCAGGGACCCCUGGCCUUCUAUCGCGGCUUCAUUCCGGCCCUGAUCCGGGUCAGUCCCAACACCAUCAUCACCUUUAUUUUGUACGAGCAGGCGCGACUGCGCUUCGGGUAUCUGCGACCGGAUGACGAGUGAUGCCCCCAAUGCCGGAAACAUCCUGGAAUCAUUUUGGUUUCGUAUUGUGAACAGUUUGAGUAUUUUAAAAAUCCAUUGAACUGGAUAUAAUCCGGACCCAAUAAGCUGCCACUGUGCUCGUUAGAUCGCGUACCGCGGACCGCUGACCGCUGGUCAGCCAGUUUAUAACGGGGGUCAACGGUUCAUAAAAUUUGCAUAAGCAUAUGAAUAUCUGAACUAACUAAGCACGUGAACGGCCAGUCCGCGGCGGUUAGUUAAGCCGGCUGCACAUUCGCCGCAUGUAAUUAGGAAGCGGGUUUAGCAAGGUGCUGGGGGUCGCAACCCCGAACACCAGAUACUGAACCCGGAACCCGAAACCGCACAAUAAACGGGAAAUUUUCGAGAAAAACAGGAAAGCGGGUUACGCAAGGAUCUUGUAAGCGCUCCAGAAACAAAAGCCUCGAAAGGGAAACUAUAUCAUAAAGGUAGCAGGGUUAAAAUAUUAUAAUAUGCGAUGUAAUUUAGUUUAGUUUAGGGUGCUUUUGUAUUCUAAAUGUAUCUGAAAAUGUACUACUACUUAAACUCAA
This is a messenger RNA of Drosophila rhopaloa, 1507 nucleotides long. RefSeq names its product mitochondrial dicarboxylate carrier (gene Dic3). NCBI's taxonomy places the organism in Eukaryota, Metazoa, Arthropoda, Insecta, Diptera, Drosophilidae. The coding region runs from base 81 to 941 and encodes 286 amino acids. Gene Ontology annotation, molecular function: oxaloacetate transmembrane transporter activity; sulfate transmembrane transporter activity; antiporter activity. The transcript has 2 exons. Gene Ontology annotation, biological process: phosphate ion transmembrane transport; succinate transmembrane transport; oxaloacetate transport. The record is from RefSeq and is a predicted model, not a curated record.